Molecule: messenger RNA, 8153 nt
Organism: Neurospora tetrasperma FGSC 2508
Lineage: Eukaryota; Fungi; Ascomycota; Sordariomycetes; Sordariales; Sordariaceae
Exons: 2
Coding region: 75-7670 (2531 amino acids)
Biological process (GO): mRNA processing; mRNA export from nucleus
Cellular component (GO): THO complex part of transcription export complex
Molecular function (GO): mRNA binding
Source: RefSeq, a predicted model, not a curated record
ACAAGAGCGCCGCCAGCAACAAUAGAUGACGCAACAGCCGUCACUUUACUGCCGCCGAUAGAGAGAGCAGCGCCAUGCCUCCCAAGCGCAAAAGAUCCGAUCACCGAGGCCUGCCCGACUCUGGCCCCUCCAGACCUCCCCCUCACCGACCCUCCGAUACGUCGCUAGGACAGCAUGACCGAGGCUAUGAUGGAGGACGCGGUGGCCGUAAUGGGAGAAACGCCCGGAGACCCGAUCGUCGCGACUCGAAUCAGCCCUACAACAAUCCCAACCCCCCCAUACCCUCGUCCGCUUCCCGCCCUCCGAGCUCUUCCUCGGCCAACAACCUACCGCCGAUAAACACUGCACCGCCAACACCAGCCCCAAACCCGAUCGCGCCGGCGCCGGCGCCUGCACCAGCUCCGCCACCUCAGCCAACAUACUCGGCACCUCCUUCACCCAUUCAGCCCGGUUACGAUUAUAGCAUCAUCACCGAUGAUCGCGUCUCCAAGUGGUCCAAAGGCGCGCGUCAAGAAGUCAUCGACCAUGGUGUCCAGUCACGCGACGACGAGGACCUUACCGAGGUUGCCGCCAUAUUCCAGGAACUCAUCCACUCUGCUGUCGACGGUCGUCUUCCCGGUUCCGAUGCUGGCAAGGUGAUCAAGGAUAUACUGGGUCCCGAGCCUUCGGAGGCUGAUCGUGCCGCCCUGGCUUUCGAUGCCCAUACCCUGUUUCUCGACACCGUAGCCACCUUUAUGGACGUGGAAAAUGCGCCUUUCCGGCCCCAGCUCCGUGAUCUCAUGUACGCCACAGAGGUGUCGACCACCCUAAUGCGGCAAAUCCUUGACCCUGCAGUUCUCCAGCCACUGGGCCUCGUCCGCGAUACGUUCGUGCGUGUGGGCAUCCGGCAAUCGACGAACUUGCUCUAUCGCCAGGCGAAUUACAAUCUUCUGCGAGAAGAGACAGAGGGCUACUCUAAACUUGUUACCGAACUGUUUACGACUAGCAGUGCGGAACCGCCAUCUUCUGAGGUCGUGCAGGCUGCCUUCAACAAGGUUAUGGGCCUUAUUGGAACAUUUGACCUGCACCCAGGCCGCGUUCUCGAUGUCACGCUGGACGUGUUUGCCUCAGUACUUAUUAAACAGUUCAGGUUCUUUAUCAAAUUCCUGCGCGUGAGUUCCUGGUGGCCUCGUACCCAAAUCAAACUCCCACCCGACACAUUUGUUGGCGGUUUACCUAUAUGGGCCCUUCCCGACCACUCCAACUGGGUUGCGAGCGAGGAGGAAGAAAAGGCUAUUGCUGCCCAGCGUUUAAAACGCGAUGUUGCCUUCUGGGACAGAGCACGCAAGAUUAAACUUGAUGCAUUUUUCGAGCUCGGCGGUAGGCAGGUCACCAACUUGGAAGACGAGGAGCUUCCGGAUGCCAGCAGGAAGAGCGGACAGGAGAACAGUAUUGAAAAGGAUUGGAUCAAAAUCACCAAAACCCUACCACCUACCGGCAACCGUGAUGCAGCCCAGAUGCUGGGCUUCAAGUUGCGUUUCUAUACAACUGAAGCUAGGGAUAGUGAAGACAUGCUCCCUGCAAACCUUCUCUAUCUUGUAGCCCUCCUCAUCAAGGUUGGGUUCAUCACCCUGACAGAUCUUUGGGAGCACAUUUGGCCGCCGGACGACAUGAUGGAGGCUGUCAAAGAAGCCAGGUUCAAGGAGCUGGAAGAGAAGGAGAGGGCAAACCGACCAGGAGAGAAGCCCAAGCUUCCAGAGCCUGAUGACCAAAAGGUUAUUCUUCUCAAGUGUCUUCUCACGAUUGGUGCUAUCCCGGAAUCUUUGUUCAUCAUAGGACGACAUGACUGGAUUCUUCAAGCGCAUCCCGACCUUAUUCCUCUUGUACACCGUAUCCUUCACCACUCUGUCGAAACCGUCUAUCAACAAAGCCGCCCUCAACCGAAAUCUUCGUCUUCGGCCAAUUGCCCUGGCAAGAAACUUCCAGACCCGGACCAAUCUGGGGUUCCCAAGGGAAGUAUUAGGCUCGCCGCCGUCACUCCUAAGCGCGCCUUGAGAUGGCCGUUCCCGGACGCUGAGACCAGUGAAGGAGGUGGAUACCGCUUUUACUGGGACGAGUGGGCGGAUAAUGUUCCUGUCUGUCAAACUGUCGACGACAUCUUCACGCUCUGCGAUACCUUGGUAAACGUAAUUGGCGUGAGCAUCGGCCAGGAUGCUGGUCUGAUUGCGAAGCUCACAAGCAUCGGCGCCAAGAGCAUGGCUGACGAUCAGUCACCGGCCAACCGUUCCCGCUGGCUGUUGCUACUCAAACGCCUGCUUGUGCCUUCCUUGAGUUUGCUGGAAACCAACUCCUCGGUUGUUGAUGGUGUCUGGACCCUUCUCAAACAGUUCCCAAUUCAUGUGCGAUACAACGUCUAUGCCGAAUGGUACGAGGGUCAGACAUCCCGACUCGAACCCAUGAAGAAGGCGUUCGCACGAACCCGACUAGAGACGCUCAGUACCAUGAAGCGUUUGUCUUUAACGAAUAUCCCACAGAUGGCCAAGACCCUUGCCAAAACCGCUUAUCCAUCACCCGGCAUCGUUUGCAAGGUCGCGCUGCAGCAAAUCGAGUCCUAUAGCAACCUGAUUGAGGCCUUCGUGGAGUGCGCCAAGUAUUUCACAGACCUUGGUUACGAUGUCCUCGUUUGGUCUGUUCUUAGCUCUCUUGGUGGACAGCAGAGAAGCCGGACACAAGAAAGCUCGGUGCUGCUUACCAGCAAAUGGCUCCAGGCCCUGUCCAGAUUCUCCGGCAAGGUCUUCCUCCGCUACUCUACUAUGGAUCCCACACCUAUCCUUCGUUAUGUGGACAACCAGCUUUCCAAGGGUAACUCCACUGACCUCGUCAUCCUCAAGGAGUUGAUCUCUUCCAUGGGAGGUGUGGUUUCAGACUUGGAUUUCACCGAUGCACAGCUUCAUGCCAUGACUGGUGGUGAGCUUCUAAGACGCGAAACUCUAACCAACUUGGGCGAUAAGCGUUAUACUUCAACCAAGAGUGCCGACCGACUCAUUCAGGCGCUCAUGACGAACGGACUUGCUGGCCGCCUCCUCGCCAACAUUGCUCAGUACCGCCAAAGCGCCAUUUCUGCGGUCGUUCAAGGCGAUGCUCAUAUCAAGUACCUAGCCACCAUGGCAGACGAUACUCACCAGGUGCUACUGCAGUAUCUGGACCUUCUCCGCAGUAGUCUUGAUGGAGAUACCUUCAACAACCUUGUUCCCAGUGUCAUUCGACUCAUGCGCGACUACGGUCUUGGGGCAGGUCUCGCGUUCUUGAUCGGACGGGCCAGUAUUCGCACGGCUAUGAAUCGAGUCCGAGGCCAGUCGGAGAGUCAGGCGCCGGUUGCCUCAGCUGCCCCUGACACGGACGGAGAUGUGACCAUGACUACAGCAAAUGGCGAUGAUACUGUGAAUACGCUUGCCGCCGACGGCCAAACUACAGCCUCGGCUCAAGGCGCAAAUGAACGGAAAGUGGAUCCCGUUUUGGAGCCUUUCCAACCUGUCAUUGACGAGAUUCCCACUGUCCUGUCAGAGGAUACUCUCCGAUACCUCACUCCCACCUGCUACGUCCUCUUCUGGGCUUUGCAGUUGGGCGACCUUUCUUUCCCGCAGGAUAACUACAGUGACGAAAUUAACAGGCUCAAGAAGCUUGCUAGGGAGGUAAUGAAUGACAGAUCGGACAUGACACGAGCUGGAAUGAACAAGAAGACGCAGAAACAAGCCGAAAUCAACGCUCGAGUAUCAUCUCUUCUCAAGGAAAAUAGCGAAGAGCUCCAACGAUACUCGAAAUUCCGCUUUCAGCUGAGCAGACAGCUUACUACUUGGUUCCCGGCUGAUAUCACGAAAGUCGAUGUGACGGCAGAUACCAUGCUUGAGGAAUGCAUCCUUCCUCGGUUGCAGCUUUCUGCUUUGGAUGCCGAGUACAGCUUCAAGUUCCUCAAGUUCCUUCACGAGUUCUCAGCACCAAAUUUCAAGCUCAUGUCACUCUACGACCGACUAUUCAACCACAACAGGCUCCGCAGUAUGCUCUUCACUUGCACUGUACGUGAAGCGGAGCACAUCGGUCGGUUCUUGAAGUGCAUUCUCAGCGAGCUCUCGAAGUGGCACGGUGACAAGAAUGCUUACGAGAAAGAAGCAUUGGGCUCGAAGGAGGUGCAAGGAAAGAAGACAAGGAACUACGUUGGUUUCGCUACUGCUUUUGACGCGGAUGGGAAACCCACGGCUUUUGUUGAACACGAUGCGUUCCGUGACCUCCUCUUCAAGUGGCAUAAGGAGCUCAACUCAGCACUAAGAGCAUGCCUCAAUGACAUGGAGUGGAUGCAUAUCAGGAAUGCCAUUACCGUUUUGAAGGCUGUCAUCGACUUCUUCCCAGCAAUCAACUUCAUGGCCGAGAAGUUCUUGGAGCAACUCAAAACCAUCACUGAGCGAGAGGCUGCAUCCAAGAACGCUCCUGAGACCGAGGAAGGCCAUCGAGUCGAUCUUUCGGUCACAGCACAGACGGCGUUCUCUGAGCUACAGAAGAGGAAGUCCAAAUGGAUCUUGGUUCAGGCAUUCCGCCCUGGUACAGUAAGUGCAUCGGCUCAGGCUCCGACGCGUACAAACGCUGACCGAGCACAGACGAGUGAUUCGAAGGAGGAAGGCAAGUCCUCUCUUCGCGCUGCGACAGUAGCCCUCAAGCCCAGUUCUCAUGGGCGGAAACAAACCGCCGCCGAGGUUGAAGAUGGUGAAGUCAAGGAUAACAGAAGUGGAAGUGCAAGAUCUAGCGCGGGCUCUGGAAACCAGAAGGACUCGACUCCGACAAGAAACCUCCCUACUAGGGAAGCGCAAAAGGACGCUAAUCCUCCACAAAGAUCGAUGGGAGGUAACGGGCCGCCUCCUCGACCUCCAGCGCCUAACGCAGGCCCGCUACCGUCCAAACUCCCUGGAAACCGCAAUGAUGUCAACAGACCAUCAACUCUAAACCCUGGCGGCCGCGGCCUGCCCAGCAAUCCUGAUCUGCCAAGGAGACCAGAUGUGCCAAUUCCAGAGGUUUUCAGCGCCAGUCAGUUCAACCGAGGCCAGCACAACAUGAACAACAGAAGAGAGCCCCCUUCAUCUAGGGAUAGCCGUGAUGCCCGAGAGCCGCGUGAGACUCGGGAGCCGCGCGAGACACAUCCCCGUGAAACGAGGGAGCCUGUGCAUGGUCGGGAUAGCAGAGACUAUCGAGCCCCGGAAACGUCACGCCCUGAACGACCGCGCGACUUCCCAUCAACCGACAGGCGUCCCGCGGAACCGCCUACAAGGGACUCGUCUCGCCAAAUCGAUAGGGAUUGGCCGAAUCGUGCAGAACUCCCACCUCGUUGGACUGAGCCUGCAGCUGCUCCUGGCCGUGAUGGCCGGCAACCACGAGACAGAACGCCCCACGGUGCUAACCGGCACGAUGGAAGACUCUCUAGGGAAAAUGCAGGUGCGGCACCUUCACCGGCUGCGCCAUCUCACAAUGACGCACCAGAGCCGCCUAUCAACCCGGAACGUGCUCGACUUCUAGCAGAAGCCGAACAGAAGCAGUCUCUUCCCACCCCACCGAGAGCUGCCGAACAGCAGCAUUCUCACAUCAACCCGGCGAGAGCUGCUCUCAUCACCGACAUUCGUGAGCCGCAGGGCCGUUCCUCGUCCAGGGACCAAACUCGCGAACGGCCUCCUCGUACGGAAUCUCCCAGGGCAUCUGAACGGUCGGCGAACAGCCAAGCCGAUAACGCUCGCGACGACCGUCAAGGUCGCCAUCGACAUGCGGAUUACCACAGCAGCAGCCGUGACGGUCAUGCUCACGGAGAUAGCGGAUCGUUACAUGGCCGCCUAGACCGCCCCGCUGAAAUGGAGAGACCAGGAGGAUCCAGAGAUGGUUCAUACAAUCAGCCUCCUCCUCGUGGCAUGGACCAUGACCAUGGCAGACCUGUCCAACAAGAUCCUAACUACGGUAGGCUGAAUCCUAUCCAGUCAGUCGUCGACAGCGGACCGGCACCAGUACUGGCAGCGACUUCGGGGUCCGGUGGUCCACCUCCAUCAGGCCCACGGGGUCGUGGUAGGAAUAACGCUAGAAUGGGUCCUGCUAAUGGAGUCCCAAUACGUCCCGACGGCCGGUUCCCGGGCAUGGAAGCCAACCGUACCUCUUCACCCGAUCGUCAACCCCCGACUGGCCCUUCGUCUUCCCGACAGUCGCGUAGAGGUCAGUAUGACAAUGCAGGCGGCAAUGUCAACGCAACACCUUCUUCCCUGCCUGCCCAAUCUCCGGGUGUCCAUCCUGAUCGGAUGAGCCACAUCAACCAGCAACCACAGCAAAGCGGUCAAUCAAGUCAGCAACAACAACCACAAGCUGGACCUCCGCCGCCUCCGCCCCAACCUCCUUCGGCUCCGGGCGUUCAUCCUGAUCGGUUGAACCAAAUCAAUGGUCCACCUAGCCAUCGACCAACUGGCCCAAGUGCCCAUAACCGGCCUCCGAUCAACACCCCAGAUCGGCCCUCCAUGUCUGCACCCAACAACAGCGGACGGCAACAACCGUCUGGACAGCAUGGCUCGAACUUCGUCACUCCUACCGGCCCAUCAGCUUCUAACAAUGACCGCAUGCGAUCUGGCGGAGGAAGCAGACAGCUUCGUGGUAUCCAGAACAUGCUUGACAAAGCAUCCAUGGACGCUCGUGGGCCUGGUUCGCGCAUGCGCGGGUCGUCAAGAAUCAACACCAUGGUGGACUCGGAUGCCCAAGUACUAGCUGGUGCAUCACCUGGCAACACACCUGUCAAUGACAGGCCCGACCCCCUCAGAGACAUUCGGGAGAGCGGUUCGCGCAGGGAAAUGAGCACGGAUCGCGGCGAUCGGGAACGGGACCGUGGCAGAGACACCAGAGAUCGGGAACCUAGAGAUCGGGAGCCACGUAGUGGUCUGGCGCCCAUCCAAGUUGUCGGCGACAGUCGUGAGGAUUCCUCGUCGAUCCCACACGGCGGUCAUUCCCGUGGUGACGUGAACGGAGAAGGGUACGGCUCCAGCAGCAGAGGAGGAGCCGGCGGCGACCACGAGCGCGGAAGUAGCCGGCACCAUAGCUCUCGUUCGGAGAGAAGCGACAGACCUUCGAGAAGAAGCAGCCGUGAGCGCAACCCUGGUGGUGGUGGUGGUGGUGGUGGUGGUGACGGCAAGGAAUCGAGCUCUAGAAGCGACUAUUCCAGGGAAAGCAGGAGCCGCGGCGGCGGCGGUGGCGGCGGCCCAUCGACGGCCAACGCACCUGGUGGCCCCAGUGCCGACCUUAUGACGGGCGGGUCGUCGCGUGACCGGAGAUCCGGCCGCGAUUCAAAUGCAGGCAGCGGAUCUGGUCACAGAGGCGGUGGAGGAGACAUGCCGCCGCCACCACCCUCAAGAGAACCCAGUCACCGCGGCCAUGGCAGCCACAGAGGUGGAGGCGAUGGAUCAGGUCAUAGCCAGGGUGGAGCGCCGCCUAUGGGAGGUGGAAGGAGUGAUGGCCAUGGUAGGCCACCUCGAGAAUCAAGAUCAUCCAGGCCUAGCGGACCUGGUGGUGGUCAUGAUGACAUGAGAGGAGGCGGUGAUGACAGGUCAAGGAAACGGAGAGGUGAUGGAGUAAUCGAUUCGUCUCAGGGGCUUGGAGGCCAUCAGGACAAGCGGCCGCGUCGCUAGUAGCAAGGCGAUCCGCAUACAUCUGAUGAGUUGAUAUUCCAGACAAGGGAAAAUAAGGAAGAGGAGGCGGAGCGGAAGAGAAAGGAGUACAAAGAGAAGCACUGGAAGAUGAUGGCGAAGUCGAGAAAUGAGCCCACCAUGUCAGCCGUUGCACACGGUGACCCAAGCUUUACCCCGAGUAUGUGGCAGCGUCCUGGUAGGAUACUGGAUGAUGUACGCAUAUCGACUGUAAUGAGGAGGAACUCACUAGAGGCAUAUCCCGCUGAUAUUCCAUCACGAUUCCGUAUCCAGAUGGGGAUAAAGGAAAUCCAACGAAAAAUUGACGAAAUCGUGAACAAAAACAACAACUAAGGACAACGUGACUGUCCGCCAUCCAUGAGGGUGAGAGCGAAAAGGUCAGCGAACGACAACUAUCCAUUCUACCUGUACAUUAUUACAAAAAACAAAACAUUGUGCUUUUGCCGCAUUGUUUGCAUUGCAUGC